Molecule: messenger RNA, 1608 nt
Organism: Didymodactylos carnosus
Lineage: Eukaryota; Metazoa; Rotifera; Eurotatoria; Philodinida; Philodinidae
Source: the annotation of a GenBank genome assembly
AUGCGUUCGAGUUCGACGCUAGAAAGCUUUUUAAUUCAUACAAAUCGUAAUCGGCGUAAAAUUCCCAAUCGAAUGACGUAUAACUCAUCUCAGUUUGAAAUUUGUCAUUUUUUACAAAAGUUUUCUGAUCAUAAUGACUUAAUUGAAUUAUGUAAUGAAAUAUAUGCUGAUAAUCCGAUACAGCGUGCGGUAAUUGAUGAAUUUCGAUUAGAAUAUUCUUGUGAUAAAGCUGUUUGGUGGUAUACAAGAGAUAGUUGCUUUUAUCGAAUGCUCAAUAAAGCAUGUCGAAUAGAAGACUUUGGUAUGUUGAUCAUGUUUCGAUUGUUUAUUAAAGAUAUUUAUAAGCAAUUGAGACAGGAACAUGCCUGCCAAUCAUUUGACUCAAUAUUUCAUGUUUAUCGUGGACAAAUAAUCUCAGCAGUGGAAUUGAAGCAUUUAAAUGCAGCCGUCGGACAAUAUAUUUCCAUUAACUCAUUUCUAUCAGCCAGUAGGAAUAGAAUCGUCGCAGAAAUGUUUGCUGGUAUCAAUAGCAGUAUAUCGAGCACAGAACAAGCGAUUUUAUUUGAUAUCGAAGUUGAUCCUCAUUUAGAAUCAUUAAAACCAUUUGCUGGUAUAUCACAUUUAAGUCAUUUUGGUAUGGGUGAAGAAGAAGUUAUAUUCAUGUUAGGAACAAUAUUUCGUAUAAUGAAUGUGAAAAGAACUGAAGAACAAGGAAUAUGGAUAAUAAAACUUCGUCUGUGUGAUGAAAAUGAACAUGAUCUGAAAGAUGUGUACAAAUAUAUGAAAGAGAAUAUCAUGGAUAAAGAAAUGAAUCGAUCUUCACCAGGAAUGUUAUUAAUUCAAAUGGGUCUUUUUAAUAAAGCUGAAAUCUUUUAUAAACGUUUAAUGAAUACACUUUUGCCAAAUGAUUUACUUUUAGCUAAUUGUUUUGAAGGACUAGGAAUUAUAGCUACAGAAAAAGGCGAUAAUCUUUUGGCUAUUGAUUAUUAUCGAAAAGAAGGUGAAAUUUUAUCACAAACUUAUCCAUCGGAUCAUUUAUGUUUUGCAUUUGCCUACGGCAAUUUAGCUACGGUCUGUUGUAAAAGUGACCUGUAUGAUACAGCAAUUGAACAUUAUAAUAGAGCUUUAUCAAUUUUUAUUAAAUAUUUUGGUAAAAAUCAUUCUGAUGUGAUUAGAACGUACAAUAAUUUAGGUAAUGUCUAUUUGGGAAAGAAGGACUAUGACAAGGCAAUGUUUAAUUAUAAAAAAUCAUUAGAACUACGUGAAAGUAUUCUACCAAAUGAUCAUCCAGAAUUAGCAACAACUUACCUUAAUAUUGCCACCAUACACGAUGGAUUAGAAGAAUAUGAUUCAGAACUAUUAUACCAAGAAAAAGCAUUGAAGAUUUAUUUAAAAAGUUUACCUAAAAAUCAUCCCAACGUUGGUUUACUUUACAAGAAUAUUGCAGCAACAUAUAAAAACAGAAACCAAUUUGAAUUAGCCUUAGAAAAUUAUUUAAAAGCAAAUGAAAUUUAUCGACAUGUUUAUACUGCAUUAGAUCCAAAUCAUCCAAAAUUGAUUGAUAUCAAUCAUACAAUUGAAAAUCUUAAAUCAAAAUUAGUUAAUUGA